This is a messenger RNA of Ilex paraguariensis (yerba mate), 1394 nucleotides long. Lineage: Eukaryota; Viridiplantae; Streptophyta; Magnoliopsida; Aquifoliales; Aquifoliaceae. The record is from the annotation of a GenBank genome assembly.
AGUCAUACACGCCAGCUUUGACUCUGCAUUGUUUGCCACGCACUUAUAAAUACUUGAGUCCUCCCACAUCACUCGAACUCAAACCGUACGCAAUAUAAAACAAAUUCAACAACAAUAUCCUCUCGUUCUUCCUCCUCCUCCACCACCGCCGCCGCAACCAUCGCCGAUAUGGCUGGUAACACCACCUCCAUAACAGACGUUCAUCCAGACAUCAUCCGAACUCACAUCUUGACCAGACUCGACGGCCCAACUCUAGCAUCCACUAGCUCAGCGUCCUCCCACUUACAUUCUCUCUCCUCAGAAGAUAAACUAUGGAGAGAGAUUUGCAACUCCACAUGGCCGUCCACUAUUGACCCACUAGUCCGCGCCACCAUCUCCUCCUUUCCCUCCGGUCACCGGUCAUUUUUCUGUGACGCCUUCCCCGCUUUCCGCCAUCUUUCUCGUCCGUCGCAGCCCAAUCGCCACCCUGGGCCGUCGAUACUUGAACUCAUCUCAGCCAUCGAUGUUCACUAUAAAAACAAGCUUGUGUUCUCCCAAGCUCAUGUGACCGAGACGGUAACCGGGUGGUUCCAGUUCUCACCGUUGAGGGUCGACCUUCUCGACUACAAAGAGACCGUGCAGACGCCGGUGAAAUUCUCCGGUGAUGAGGAGACUUGCCGGGCAGAUUUGGAAGAACACAUGAGCUUGAGCUGGAUUCUGAUCGAUCCAACCAAUAAACGGGCGGUGAAUUUGUCGAGCUUGAGGCCAGUUUCGGUGCUGCACCACUGGUUGACUGGAGACUUUCAGGUCCGGUAUGCGACAAUACUGGCCGGAGAUUUCAACGGUGAUCGAUCGGAAUUGGUGCAGUGCAGUGUGGUGGUGACUUGCGGAGGAGAGGAAGGAGGUGAAUUGCAGGUGAAAGAGGUGAGCAUGCAGGUGGAGGACAUGGAUGGGAAGAUUCUGAACGGGAAGGACAGUUUGGUAAUUUUGCAAGAGGCCAUGGAGAGUGAGAGGGGGAAGAGAGGGCAGGAGAGAGAGAGGUAUGAGGAGUUCUUGGAGAUGAGGAGAGAGAGAAGAGUGAAAAAACAGAGGAGAGAGAGGAGGUUGGACAUGGUGUUCACAGCCACCGCAAUUUCCAUUUUUCUUGCCUUUUGGUCGUUUGUUCUGCUAAGAUAAGAAAAAUCAGUCAUCCCUUACAGUUAUAGCUUACAGUUAUCAGUCAUCUCUUGGAUUAGUCAGAUACUCAGAUGAGAAAAUAAUAUAUAUUUUUUUAAUUUUUUAAAGGACAUAUUCGGUGUACAAAACACUGAUUAUUGUAAAAUUUUGAGAAGAUUAGAUAUAUACAGUUUUAAUCCUAUAAGGAGAGAAGUUAUUUUCGAGAUUUAAACAUGUGACCUUUAAAUUAUAAUAAAAUA